AUGCUUCUUCGUCUUUCACUUAUCAUUCUCCUCACUCUUCCUACAGCCUUGGAAGCAGCUGGUGAAAAUGCCACUGAAAUGGACGAAUUGGAGGCGUACAUGGAUGCUAUUAAAAGAGGUGAGGGGGUUCGGGGUACUACUCCGUUCUUUUUUGAUUAA
This is a messenger RNA of Hydatigera taeniaeformis, 159 nucleotides long. NCBI's taxonomy places the organism in Eukaryota, Metazoa, Platyhelminthes, Cestoda, Cyclophyllidea, Taeniidae. The record is from the annotation of a GenBank genome assembly.